Molecule: messenger RNA, 2768 nt
Organism: Anguilla anguilla (European eel)
Lineage: Eukaryota; Metazoa; Chordata; Actinopteri; Anguilliformes; Anguillidae
Product: MORC family CW-type zinc finger protein 3-like
Exons: 18
Coding region: 204-2687 (827 amino acids)
Cellular component (GO): PML body; nucleus
Molecular function (GO): zinc ion binding; ATP hydrolysis activity
Source: RefSeq, a predicted model, not a curated record
UUAUUUCAAAUGUACAGAGCCAAAACAAUUCAUAAUGACACUGUCCAAAUACUUUUGCAUUUAACGGUAUAUGCUCCAGCAUUGGUUCCCAAGUUAUUAUUUUUUUCGGCUAGUGGGUGUGGUUUGAGGGAAUUUGAACGCGCAACGCUUAGUGCACUUCAGCAGUCUACGGAACUGUUUAAAGCGGUCCCUAGUCGAAGGAAAUGGCUACACUACAUGAGAGAGGAAUUCCCUUGAGCGCACUGAAUCCUAAAUUCCUGCACACAAACUCCACCAGUCACACCUGGCCCUUCAGUGCCAUCGCAGAGCUUGUCGACAAUGCCUAUGACCCAGAUGUCCAGGCCAAGCAGUUUUGGAUCGACUGGACUGUGAUAAACAACCAGGAUUGCCUCACCUUCAUGGACAAUGGGGCUGGGUUGACCAGAAACAGAAUGCAUAAGAUGCUAAGUUUUGGGUUCAGUGAUAAGCGCUCUGCUAAAGGCCAUGUUCCAGUGGGUCUCUAUGGAAACGGGUUCAAGUCAGGCUCCAUGCGUCUGGGGAAGGAUGUCAUUGUCUUCUCCAAAACCCGGGACACCAUGAGUGUGGGGCUCCUGUCCCAGACAUACCUGGCGGCCAUUCGGGCUCAGCACAUCGUGGUGCCCAUCGUCACCUUCAGACGUCACGGACAAAGCCAACCGUUGACCUCACCCAGUAUGGAGGGUGCCACUAGCCUGCAGGCCAUCCUGAAACACUCCCUUUUUAAAACAGAGAGGGAGUUGUUUGCUGAGCUCAGAAUCAUCAACGCCACUGGCUCCACUGGCACCCGGAUAAUUAUCUGGAACCUCCAGAGAAUAACGAACGGGAAAACCGAGUUUGACUUCACCACGGACAGGUAUGACAUCCGUAUCUGGAGGGACGUGUGUGAGGUCAAACAGUUCGGCCGGAGUACAGAAUCUGUCCCUGAGAGCGAGUACUCCCUGCAGGCGUACUGCAGCAUUCUGUACCUGAAGCCCCGAAUGCAGAUCAUCAUCAGGGGACGGAAGGUGCGGACCCAGCUGGUCUCCAAGAGUCUUGCCUACAUUGCUAAUGACAAUUAUAGACCCGCCUUCCUUAGUAAACGUGUCCGCAUAACCUUUGGAUACAACACAAUGAGCAAGGAGCAGUACGGAAUCAUGAUGUACCACAGAAACCGGCUGAUCAAAGCGUAUGAGCGCGUGGGCUGCCAGCGCAAGGCCGACAGCAGAGGAGUGGGAGUUAUUGGUGUCAUUGAAUGCGAUUUCCUCCAGCCAACACACAACAAGCAGGAUUUUGACAACACCGAUAAAUACAGGAAGACCAUGUAUAAUCUAGGUGUUAAGCUGGAGGAGUACUGGAAUGAAAUUCGAUACAAGCGCAAGAAAGAGGACCCCAAGUGCAGUACACCCAUAGAGGAUGCUGUAAAAUUUCCGGAUCAAAGCUGGGUCCAGUGUGACAACUGCCUGAAGUGGAGAAGGCUUCCAGAUGGCAUCGACUGUGGCCUGCUGCCCAAGAAGUGGUUCUGCCAGAUGAACCCAGACCCCCAGUUCAGGAGCUGCCAAGCGGAGGAAGAGCCUGAAGAUUCAGAUGAGGAUCAGCGGUCAUACCCAAAACCCUACAAACGACAGAGGAAGACUAGUAAAACUCAGAUUGAUGCAAAUGAUGGAGGACAGAUCUUUCUGGACACGGUUGCUAUGAAGCCUGCAGCAGUAGGUCCCUCUCAAUGCAGUACUGCUCUGGAUAGCUCUGGCUCCCCUGACCCUGGUCCUCUUGGCUGUAGCCUUAUCGACCCCAUUCCUCUGGGGCGUGCAAGUAAGAACAGCACUGGUUGUCGCCUUCCUACAAACAAGAUGCCGAUUGUCAAUGCCAGCUCCUUUUCCUCUGCCCUCGCCAGGGUGAAACAAAAACUGGCCAACCAAGUUCCCAUGGUGAUGCCAAUGGAGACCUUCGCCUUGACAACCUCUUCAUCUCCACCACUACCCAAGCAGCUCACUUCCACCAGAGGCCAGACAGGCCGCAGGCUCACAGUGAGGAGGGCGGAGAGGAAGAGGGAGGGGGCAGGAGUGAGGGCAGGAGAGUUAGAGGUAGAGGGGGGCAUGAUUACCUGGCCAGGGCAGAAUUGGAAACGCAGGCGGGUUGCGCUGGAGCGGUCUGAAAGACAGAUGGAGAGAGCGAAGGCCACAGUGACCAUAAUGGAGGUGGAAGGGGGGGAGGAGAAGAAGGAACAGUGGGUUCAGCUGGAGGCACAGCAGGAGCAGCAGGACCGCCUGGUGGAGCUGAUGCAGGCAGCCUCUCAGGAGCGCGACCUGUGCAGGGAGCAGGUUCGGGAGCUUCAGAAGGAAGUGGAGGAGCUGAAAACCAAGUGCGCCGCCCUGGAGUCCAUCAGGGGAGAGAGAACUGAGCUCAGCCACAGGCUGGAGAAUGUGGAGGUUGAGAGAGGAGCUCUUUCUUCUCAGUGUGAGCAGCUGAAGACAGAGCUGGAGGACCUUAAGAGAGAGCUGGAGGAUCUGAGGGAGGCAGGGAGCAGGGCCUUCAGCCCCAGUCCAGGUGAAGACUACAGGCUGAGGAGCCUGCGCCAGAGUGUGGGCCGCCUCCUAGUGACCUUUGUGCCCGCGCUGAACUUGGACCAGGUUGACUAUAACAGCAACAUCAUCGACAAAAUCCUGGAGCAGGUCCUGUACGAGGUCACAUAGCUGAAUUUAUAGAACUCUUCACACCUUUUUCUGUCCUACAUUUAUUCUGUACAGUUUAAUAAACUUGCCUUUGAGUUAAAA